Molecule: messenger RNA, 1284 nt
Organism: Rhinocladiella mackenziei CBS 650.93
Lineage: Eukaryota; Fungi; Ascomycota; Eurotiomycetes; Chaetothyriales; Herpotrichiellaceae
Exons: 3
Coding region: 1-1284 (427 amino acids)
Source: RefSeq, a predicted model, not a curated record
AUGCCUAAGAUUACUCCAUUUCGAAUCGCAGUCUUCCUAAUCACUUCUUAUUUGUUUCUCGUGCUACUAUGGGUGGCUCUACCUUCGCCGCCUGUUGCCUGGAAAGAUAACCCUUCUGCGUAUCUUUGGGAUGGAGGGACGGUGACACGAGUCUACGACAUUGACGAUUUCUUCCCAUAUUACGACCAACUCUCCUCCGUUCAAGAGGCCAGAUACACUGGACGCAACUCGUUCGCAAUCGAUUACAGAUACUUCUCCGACAGUAGCGUGGUGGCCAUUGGUGAUGACUCCCUCGGUACAUUCUUUUUUAACCUGACGAACAUUCUGUCCCUUUCCCCUUCCUUACCGCCGAUUUUUCCUAUUCCGACAACGCUCCCUGUCAAGACUGGUGACCAAGAUGGGAUCAAUCCGCCAUGGUUCACUCGGGCCGACGCUACACUGCUGUUCUGGGAAAUCCAUCGUGAUAUCUCCAGGAUUCCGCUCCGAAUAAGCCUUUCCGACAAUAAUACGGUACAAAUUUGGCCAGAUUCACGUCUUUUGGACGGAGAUGUCCAUGAGAACGAGGACGAGGACGACUCAACACUUGCAGAAACCUGUCUUUCGCCUCUUAUCACCUUCAGCCUUUCCACAGACAUCUCAAAUCCAAGCCCAAUGCCUGCCUUCCGGGUAGAAUUUCCCAUGCACAAAUUCAACUCCUCGCCAUCACGCAGUCUUGCCUUUCGCCGCGCCAUCUCCGCCUUAAUGGUACCCGUGGGCCUCUUCAUAAACAACUACAUCCUCCCGGUCAUCACCCCGCCGAUCAUGAUCAUCGUUGCUACUACUGUUACUCUCAUUUACGUCGUUGCACUGUAUGUGCUUCUUGUCCUUACAUGUUGGUCUUCUGACCGUUUCCCUCCGUUCUGGCCUUGGACGAGAAGAUUCUGGCUGACACGCGGAUUGACAUCAUAUCUGGGACCGAAAUUGAUAUCGUCAACCGACUCAGAAGAUGGCAUGUCACUCUCUAGAUCGGACCGGGGUGGCGGAAGCAAGGAAAUGAGCAGUGACGAAGCCCGUCCUAGCCCCAAGCCCUUGCAAAGUUUCUGGGGCUUUUUUACUAGCAGUUCCCCGCUGGAUGAUCUUUUCGCUACAUACGAAGUGACCAGGCCUUUUAUUCAGCCGAUAAGUCUGAGGUUCAAACGAAAUUGGCCACAGGACGAAGAAGGACAAGGUGAUAUAGUCUCCCCAGCGGAAGCUAAGCCUGACGCGGGGUUUUCAAAUGCCCGUCAUAUCGAUGACUCUGGAUAG